ACGCCAAAGCGAGAAAGUUGCUCUAGUACUUUUUGCGUUAGAAUCAAAAUCUCGCGAAAUGUGAACAAAAAGAAAAGAAAAACUCUACAAAACCCUGUGCCUGAUAGAAUGACAGACGAGUAUAAAAACAUUUUCAAUUCGAAUCUCGUGUUUUAAGAAAAGCUGAAUCAAAUACGAAUAGAGGAAAGACCUGAAAAUGAUGUCGCCAAAUCAGAUCUCUGAGAAUCGACGACUCGCUCAUUCUCCCCCUUUGAGGCACACUCCCUUGCAGAUAAUCCAUGUAAUUGGGAACUUUAUGAGAAUAUGGUCAGUUUAUACCAUGUACCACUACUUAUCUCAAGAAGGAGCUUCAGUUGUAGUUUUCAUUUUCAGUUGCUUGGUUCCAUCAGCUAUGUUCUUUCUAUUAUCGCAAAAGCCUUGGAAAGGAAGGGCCCUAUCCAGUCAACAGGUAAUACCAACGGUACUCAAUGGAGGCAUAACAGCAUUAUACUUUAUUUUGUGGGCAAAGGGCCUGAAGACAUGUGGUCCUAUAAGAGCUAUAUUGGGAGAGUAUGCUGGUGCUGUUCUUGGAGUUCUAUCUGCAGUAUUGUAUGGGCGAAAGGCUCAUGUUUGGAAAAAGGUGGGUGGGCUCGUUGCAAUGUCGGCAGCAUUCUAUUUCUUAUCUCAAGGGUGGGCCAUGGCCACACUCUCACCCUUCACAUUUAAAGAUAGCCUUGUCACAGAGGGUGCAACAAAGGAAGCAUUGGGCAUGAAAGAAAUGACAGUUCCCCUAUGUGCUGGUAUUUUAUCAGCGUUGAGAAGAGUAGUUGCACGCCGAGUGUCACUCAAGAAUCAGCUUAAAAGGCGACUUCAUGCAGUAACUAUGGCUUCUGCAGCAUGCUUUCUCUUUCCUUUUGCAAUUUGGGACUUAAUAUUAGGAUCCUCAUCUGAUAUUAGCAUAAAGUUACCAAUUUCUCUAUGGGCGUAUUCCAGUGUGAUUCUCUUUGGAAUCAUAUUGAUAUUCUAUGUUGAUAACAUUGCCGAAGAGAGAUUACAUAUGGUUUUCUCUUCUCCAAGACAUUUGAUGGUCGCAGGAGGAUGCAUCAUUGUGAUGGAGAUCAUGUAUAAGAUGGAUUUUUCCCUUCCAGGUUUUCUAAUAUGCUCCACGAUUUUGGGAUUUGGUAUUUUUGAAGCAACUUCUUUGGAACGUAUUAAGAAAGAUGCUCCUCAGCCUUUGGACAUGUCAGAUGGAGCUUUCGAAACCCAAAACCAAGGCUUGUCCCUUCCUAAAUAAAUGGUAGUGUAAGCUAGAGCUCAAUUUCGCAACCCUUCGGAUGUCUGAGGAUAGAAGUGAAGUAGUUUUUUUGCUGAGUCUGGAGUCAAAAGCAUAUGCUGGUUCUUUAUCGUUCCUGUAUCCCUUCGCCAAUCUAAAGAGCCACUGCUCUUAUUAUGUGUACAGUGGUAUCAUGAACACUUGAUAGUCUCUCUUGCAAUGACAAUUCACAUCGUUAACCAGUUGAUA
Messenger RNA from Papaver somniferum (opium poppy), 1501 nucleotides. RefSeq lists its product as uncharacterized. The record is from RefSeq and is a predicted model, not a curated record. NCBI's taxonomy places the organism in Eukaryota, Viridiplantae, Streptophyta, Magnoliopsida, Ranunculales, Papaveraceae. The coding region runs from base 197 to 1273 and encodes 358 amino acids. The transcript has 11 exons.